CCAAAUCAACCGAGAGCUCUGAAUCUCUUUGCUUCUUGAAAUCGGUUGCAGCGGGAGACGAGAGACGCUCUGUCAUCGUCUAUAUAGCCUCCCUCGCCUCGCCUCGCCAUCCUCCCCUCUCCCAUCCUUUCUUGUAGCCUCCUUCCCUCCACGCGCGCCCGAGUUCUUGCGACCUCUGAAUCUCCUUCAUCUGGGCGUUCUUGCGAAGCUGUUCGACCGAGGCGAGAUGGGGGACAAGCGGAAGGCCACCGACGACGACAUCCCCGGGGCGGGGACGGAGACUACAGCCGUCGACGACACAUCACAGGCGCCUGCAGAACCGACGGCUACUGCAGCCGGCAGUUUGCAGCCGCUUCCAGGCCCCGCCGGCGCCCCUAUCCAGUUCCUUAGAGGCGGCCGCGGCGGCGGGUCGGGGCACGGGGGAUUCUCUCAGUCGGCACCGAUGACGAUGCUCGAGCAGCCACUGCGCAAUCAAGGCAGUCCGCGUGCGGCGCCUACAGCCGGAGCCGGCGACACUGCAGCACGGGUGUCUUCGGCGACUGUCACCGCUGCAGGCCCCCCGACGCCUGGCACGGGGAUUCGCUCCGCCGCUGGGGCAAUCCAGAUGCCUUGGUUCCUUGAUAUUGAUUUCUUGGUUUCUAAUUCUAUUCCCUCCACUGUGUAA
Molecule: messenger RNA, 664 nt
Organism: Triticum aestivum (bread wheat)
Lineage: Eukaryota; Viridiplantae; Streptophyta; Magnoliopsida; Poales; Poaceae
Exons: 3
Coding region: 227-664 (145 amino acids)
Source: RefSeq, a predicted model, not a curated record